This is a messenger RNA of Penicillium brevicompactum, 309 nucleotides long. RefSeq lists its product as uncharacterized. Bases 1 to 309 code for a protein of 102 amino acids. The record is from RefSeq and is a predicted model, not a curated record. The transcript is spliced from 4 exons. NCBI's taxonomy places the organism in Eukaryota, Fungi, Ascomycota, Eurotiomycetes, Eurotiales, Aspergillaceae.
AUGGCGCCCUUGAUCGAGAAGUUUCUGGCCUUGGCUCCACAAUGGAACUCCAAGAUGCAGGAUGCGACCCAGGUUUAUGAUGAAUGCGCUUUGAUGAUUCUUGUCAGUCUCCUUCUGGUGCUCGUGGUCAUGUGUGUCAUGACACCAUUCUUCUAUCUCUGGCGCCGCAGCUAUGCACGACACCCCGAGCAUAAGGAAUGCAUUUGGUGCGAGCUCGAGGAGAAGUCCGAAUACCCAGGCGUGAAGGAGGAUGAAUCGGACAGCUGGGGAGGCUUCGUUUACCUCUAUCAUGCUGCUCUUACCCUGUGA